AUGUUAAAUACAACAACAGAAACAACAUCUUUUAUCGAUAGCAAUUCAACUGAAUUUGAUGAUUGGGAAACAUAUCGUUCUUAUACACGAUUCUAUUAUAUUAGUGAUGAUAUAUUUUUUUAUGCAAAUCCAAUUUUAAUUAUUAUAGGUAUUCCAACUCAUGCAUUAAGCAUGAUUAUAUUUUUACGUAAACGUAUGUGUCGCUAUCCUGUAAGUGUUUUUAUGGCCACAUUAUCGUUAACAAACAUUUUAAUAUUAGCUGGUCCCGUUACAAUGCAAUGGUUAAAUCAUAAAGUUUUCAUUGGUUUUGUUGUCACCGGUUCGCGUUUUUUAUGCGCAUUUCAUGUUUAUAUUGAUUUAGUUGGUUCAUCGAUUAAUUCAUGGUUAAUACUUGUUAUAGCACUAGAACGUUAUUUAUCUGUAAGUAAACCAUUUUUAAUUCGUCAAAGUUUUAAUCGUCGUCAAGCAUGGUACAUCGUUUUAAUUAUUGUCAUUGUUGCUCUUUUGGCACCAUUGGGUCUUGUUAUUUUUGCAUCACAAGUAUCCAAUUGCUUAUUAUUCUAUUCAAAAACAUACCAAAUCAUUGGUUCAAUUCAAAUAUUUUUUAUCUAUGUUUUACCAUCUAUUUUAAUUUUAAUAUUAUCGAUCAUUACCGUAUUUAAAUUACGUAGUCGUAUUCGAAAUCGUCUAUCACGACGCAUUCAUAUAUCUGUUAUGUUAAUAGCCGUCUCAUUUUCAUUUAUAACAUUUACAUUACCAUUUCAAAUAUGUUGGUAUUGGCUAUUUUCAACAUCAUUUGGUAUUGUUGAUCUUAAAUUAAAUAUAAUUAAUAUUGCUUUUCGUUAUUUGGCAUUAACCAUUCGCAAUUUAAAUUAUACUCUCAACUUUUUCCUAUAUAGUUUAACAUCCAUUGUUUUCUUAAAAGAAGCGUUUACAAUUGCACAUUGUAAUUAUUUUCUAAAUCAUACAUUUAUGGAACGAAAUAAUGCCUUUAGACGAAUUGGUCAAUUAUUAGGAGAGAGUCAGCAAAUACAAUCAUCACCACGUCAACAAUAUAUUAAACAAAAUACAAAUGAAAAUACUGUGACAAAUCAUAAUCAUGUGCACUAUAAUAGUUUUUCGAUGGCAAAUUCGGGCACUGUACUUCAAUUUCGAAAAUUCCAAAAAUGUAAAUGUAAAAAACUGAAAGUAAAAGAAAGGCAAAAUAGUGAAACCAACAGUAACAAUUUACAUUUACAAAUCCAGGAAAAUGGUGGAAUAUCAACAAAACCGUCCAGUCAUAUUUUCUAUUCAAAUGUUUCAAAUAUGAAUGAUAUUAAAAUUAAACACUAA
Didymodactylos carnosus is the source of this 1332-nucleotide messenger RNA. The record is from the annotation of a GenBank genome assembly. NCBI's taxonomy places the organism in Eukaryota, Metazoa, Rotifera, Eurotatoria, Philodinida, Philodinidae.